This is a messenger RNA of Trichophyton benhamiae CBS 112371, 3486 nucleotides long. RefSeq lists its product as uncharacterized. Gene Ontology annotation, cellular component: small-subunit processome; Pwp2p-containing subcomplex of 90S preribosome. Gene Ontology annotation, biological process: rRNA processing. The record is from RefSeq and is a predicted model, not a curated record. NCBI's taxonomy places the organism in Eukaryota, Fungi, Ascomycota, Eurotiomycetes, Onygenales, Arthrodermataceae. The transcript has 5 exons. Gene Ontology annotation, molecular function: protein binding. The coding region runs from base 1 to 3486 and encodes 1161 amino acids.
AUGAAACACAAGCCAAUCGACGGCAAGGAAGAAGCAAAGAUGAAGAUCACGACGCGGAAGAAGAAGAAAACCGGCGCCAAGCUUUUGCUGACUCAGCGCUUUUUUUUUUUUUUUUUUUUUUUUUUACUUACUGAAGCUUCAGCACGAAGAAGCCAGGAAGGAAAAGCAGAAAAAGAAGGGGAGAAAGAGGAGGAGAAGGAAGACAAAGAAGAGAGGACAUAUCGAGACGAGCUGACGAUGGCGAACGAGGCUUUUGACCUGCCACUGGCGAAGCGGCAGAAGGUCGUGACGGAGAAGUCCAGCCAUUCACGCGCGCCAGACGGAUCUCGCAUCUUCACACCUUUCAGAACUCUGGGCCUUGUUUCGUCGACGUCCGUUCCGUUUACCUCGAUCCCACUAGGCAAGACAACCUUUCAAAUAACAACAUCAGUUGGCCAGUCCUUGCAGACAUAUGACCUACGACGAGGUCUCAGUCUUGUCUUCUUGACCCGGCCACAGACACCGGCUUUGAUUACAGCGACCCAUGCAUGGAGGGACCGUGUGUUUGCGGCCUGGGGCGGCCAGUCAGCGGCUCAGCAGAGCGGUGUUUGGGUGUUUAAGCGUGGGAAGAAGGUGGCUGAGCUGGAGAUGCCUUCUAUUGCCCCAGGGUCUGUCGCUCAAUCGGUGGAUCGAUUGGUCGUCUUUGGAUCCUGGAUUGUCGGAUGCUGCAGCAAUCGUAUCAUCGUGUGGAAAUCGGCAGAUUACUCCCAUUAUACAACCCUUACUCCUGCGGCCACCAAGGAGUUUACUAAGCUAGUUCCUAGUACUUUAUGUACCAUGCCUACGUACCUUAACAAAGUCUUUGUUGGACGUUCUGACGGUUGCGUUGAUAUCUGGAAUGUGUCUACCGGGAAAUUGGUGUACUCAGUCCUCCCUACUAUUCCAGGCGCAGGUGCAGUCAGCGCAUUGCAGCCAUCUCCAGCCUUAUCUCUCCUCGCAAUUGCAUAUGCAUCCGGAUCGUUAGUGAUACAUAAUAUCCGAACAGACAAGCCCGUGCUUUGCUUGAAGAAACCUGGGCUCACCAAUAGUGCUCCUAUAACGUCUAUCUCUUUCCGUACAGAUGGAAUUGGGGCUGGGGAGGAUGGGCGGCAGGAUGGUGUAUUGGCCACUGGUAGUGCUGACGGCGGUGAUAUUGUCCUGUGGGAUUUGAAUAACGGCGGUCGUGUGACUGGUGUUGUGAGAAAUGCGCAUGAACCAUCUGGAGAAGACAGGAGUGUGCAGAUAAACAAAGUCGAGUUCCUGCCCGGUCAGCCAGUCAUGGUCUCAACCGGCUCGGACAAUGCUCUACGCACCUGGAUAUUCGACCAGACUCCUUUUUCCCCAAUCCCAAGACCGCUUCAUGCCAGAUCCGGCCACUCCGCGCCAAUUACGAAAGUCAUGUUUGUUCCCUCGGGAUCCGAUGGGUCUGAAGUAGUAGGCAAAUGGCUGCUAAGUGCUGGCCAGGACCGCAGCCUGUUUGGUCUUAGCUUGCGCAAGGAUUCCCAGAAUACGGAGCUCUCUCAGGGAAAUGUAAAGAGCAAAGCCAAAAAGAUCGGCGCGUCAAGCACGUCCGCCAGCCAGCAAACCAUUCGUUAUGAAGAAUUGAAAGCUCCCGAAAUAACAUGCUUGGCUUGCUCUCUGAACCGAGAUGGUGGUAUGGGAGCAGCCGCUGGAGGACCCAUAUGGGCUAAUUCGAAGGCCACAAGUGCAGAGAACACAAAUAUGACCGGCUGGGAGAGCAUUGUUACUGGGCAUAAGGGUGACAAGUUUGCGCGUACAUGGAUUUGGGGUAAGAAGAAAGCCGGCCGUUGGGCUUUGGAGACUGGUGACAGUACUGAGGUGAAGAGUGUGGCCAUGUCUCAAUGUGGGACAUUUGCCUUGGUUGGCUCCGAUGGCGGCUCACUAGUCAUGUAUAACCUGCAGUCUGGAAUCCGUCGACAGUCAUUCCCACCACGCCUGACGCCGGCCCAAGCUAAGAAGGCAAAGCUACAACGGCUUGUUGAUGGAGAUGAGAACGAGCUCGAUAAGAAGAAGUCUGCUAAACAUACUAAAGCCAUCACAGGCAUCGUAGUUGACAGUUUAAAUACUACUGUUGUCAGUUGUGGACUUGAUGGUAAAGUUAAGUUUUGGAAUUUGAUUACGGGUCAACUUCUGGAUGAGUUAGAUUGGAAUCCUAUGUGUGCCAUCACUGGCCUACGGUUCAGCAGCACCAGUGACCUUCUGGCUCUCAGCUGUGACGAUCUUUCCAUCCGUGUAAUCGACAUCCAGACGAAAAAGCUAGUCCGUGAACUCUGGGGAUGUGUUGGCCAGGUCAACGACUUUACCAUCUCAAAUGACGGACGCUGGAUCGUUGCUGCCUCCAUGGACUCGGUUAUCCGCGUCUGGGAUUUGCCAACUGGCCAUCUGAUUGAUGCAUUUAGGCUGAAGAAUACAUGUGUUUCCCUCUCAUUUUCAAGCACUGGCGAGUUCCUUGCUACGGCCCAUGCAGAGGGCGUAGGGAUCAACCUUUGGAAUAACAAGUGUCUGUUUAUGCAUGUUCCGACAAGACAUAUCGAGGAAGAUACGGCUGUAGCGGUUGCUGCUCCAACCGCAUCAGGAGAGGGCGGAGUUGCUAUGAUAGAGGCAGCUUUUGAUGACAGUUGGUUAUCAGAUGACCAGAAACAGCCUGUGCUUACCCCUGACCAGCUUUCUCAUAACAUGAUGACCUUGAGCAUGACUCCAAAGACCAGGUGGCAGACCCUACUGCACCUUGACACUAUAAAGGUAUGCUGGCUGUUAUUAUCAACAUUAUUUCCUCAUUCAGAGUUCCAUCUGCUAAUAUGUCUACAGCAACGAAAUAAGCCAAAGGAAGCCCCAAAGAAGCCAAAGAAAGCUCCCUUUUUCUUGCCGUCUCUUGAGUCAAGAUCUGCAUCCGGUACAGUAAGUAUCGGCAACGCCUCUGCAGACCAGGAUGAAGACGAUAGGAAAAGACUCCAGGCGGAACGGAGCCGCAUUGCGCGGAUACAGCGAAUGAACGGGUCGGCAGGAGGGCAAUUAUCGAAGUUUACAACCUUGCUGCACUCCGCCGGCGAAGCUGAUGACUUCACUCCAUUUAUUGAGUACCUGAAGCUGCUCUCUCCAGCAAACACUGAUCUAGAGAUACGCUCACUCGAUCCAAGGAGCCAGGAUGGCCAGGAUAAUGAGCUAGCCCUCUUUGUCCGUGCGCUGACGGAACGUCUCCGCCAAAAGCGAGAUUUUGAGUUGGUCAACACGUGGAUGGCUGUUUUCCUGCGUGUCCACGACGAUGCCGUCGAAGCAGCGGUUGGGCCGCAGCCAUCCGAGGGCAACGGGGCCAUCUUCGGGCCGAAUGUGGCUUUGCAGCAGGCUCUGAGAGAGUGGAAGGCUGAGCAGGAGAGCGAGGCCAAGCGACUGGCGGAUCUGGUCAGCUACUGUCGUGGCAUUGUUGGCUUCUUACGCUCAGCACGAUAA